Molecule: messenger RNA, 5725 nt
Organism: Ixodes scapularis (black-legged tick)
Lineage: Eukaryota; Metazoa; Arthropoda; Arachnida; Ixodida; Ixodidae
Gene: ema
Product: protein CLEC16A homolog
Exons: 26
Coding region: 200-3793 (1197 amino acids)
Biological process (GO): regulation of autophagosome maturation; endosome to lysosome transport; endosomal transport
Cellular component (GO): late endosome; endolysosome membrane
Source: RefSeq, a predicted model, not a curated record
GCUGCUCGGCUUCGAGCCAAUCGGGAGCCCCUCACGAAUUCGACAUGGCGGCCGCCCAUAGUGCGUUAGUCGAGAGCUGUGGCAAUUAUUUAUCCGUGGACACGCACGGUCGACGCGCAAUUACACGGUUUUAGGCAGACGAGCCGACGACCGAUCAAGUUUUCUCGCCCCGGGACAUGUUGCCGCCACUCGUGUGACAAUGUUUCGCAACAAGGGAUGGUUUUCGGGGGGCCUUUGGAAGCCCAAAAACCCACAUUCGCUGGAACAUCUCAAGUACCUGUACCACCUGCUUUCCAAGAACCAGACGGUGACGGAGCAGAACAAGGGGGUCCUGGUCGAGACUCUGCGCUCCAUCGCCGAAAUCCUCAUCUGGGGCGACCAGAAUGACAGCACCGUCUUCGACUUCUUCCUGGAGAAGAACAUGCUUUCCUUCUUUCUCAAGAUCAUGAAGCAAAAGUGCGGACGCUACGUAUGCAUCCAGCUGCUGCAGACUCUCAACAUCCUCUUCGAGAACAUCCGCAACGAGACCUCCCUCUACUACCUGCUGUCCAAUAACCACGUCAACUCCAUCAUCGUCCACAAGUUCGACUUUUCGGAUGAGGAGGUGAUGGCCUACUACAUUUCUUUCCUCAAGACCCUCUCGCUCAAGCUCAACAACCACACCAUUCACUUCUUCUACAACGAGUUUGAAGGAGCUUUCGGCGCUCUGCAGCACACCAACGACUUCCCGCUCUACACGGAGGCCAUCAAGUUCUUCAACCACACCGAGAGUAUGGUUCGCAUCGCCGUGCGUACCCUCACGCUAAAUGUCUUCAAAGAAGCAAACAACAGGAAACCGGCCGAAGCCACCGCUCGAUCCAAACGUAGGGCCAAAAAUGGAUGUGUGGAGGACAAGGCGAUGCUCAAGUUCAUCCGGGACCGGACGGCAGCGCCUUACUUCUCCAACCUGGUCUACUUCAUCGGGAAGCAUGUCAUCGAACUGGACACCUGCGUCAUUAACGCCGAGCACGGGAGCAGCACACGGCUGGCGGACCUGGUGGCGGAGCACUUGGACCACCUGCACUACGUCAACGACAUCCUCUGCCUGCACAUCGAGGCCCUGAAUGCGGUGCUCACGGACCAUCUGCUGCAUCGGCUGCUGGUGCCCCUCUACGUCUACUCCCUGGUCCAGGGACCCCACCCGUGUCUGCCUGAGGAUAGGAAGCGGGUCAGCAGCGUGGUGUCGCUGUUCCUCUUGUCACAAGUGUUCCUGAUCGUGUCCCACCAGCCGCUGGUUCGCCAGCUGGCCAACAUCAUCCUCAACCGGGACAUGAAGGUCUUCGCAGCCAGGUCCAAGGACGACUCCGGGUCUAACAAGAGCGACCUUGGCAGCGAACCAGAGUUCCUCCCGCCGGAAGAAAGCCUCGAGAAGUCCCUGGAGACGAGCUCGCGUGCCCCGGCAUUGGCGUCGCAUCUUGAGGAGCAGGGCUGCCGGGGUGAGGGCAGCAGCGAGAGCGGGUUGUGCCCCGCCUACUCCCAGGCCGGCCCCGCCCCCCAGCCCCUGCACCCCGAGGAAGGGGAUCACCCGUCACCCACUCUGGCACCCUCCGCCGACUGUGAGUUCGAAGGCGAGGCGAACCCAGCAUACCUGCCGGAUGGCCUGAACAUCACGGACGAGCAGAAGGCCCAGGCGGUGCACCACCGGCUGAACCAGGUGGCGCUGGAACAGCUGAGCCAAGGAUGGCACCUCUGCGACAGGCCUUUCCUGGGUGCCAUACUACAUGCCCUGGAUUGCUCUGAAAACGACCACCCAGCACUCUUUGCAUUAUGCCUCUUGUACGCCUUGGGACACAACCCAGGAAUCAACGAGGAGCUCUUGGACACGGUCCUAACCCCGUCCGUGCGACCGGAGACGAGGCACUGGUACAACGUUGCUCUAAUGGAGAAGCUUAUCCAGAUCAUCAGCCUCAGCUGCAAAUACGGGAGCAAGGUGCGCCUAGCAACCCUGGAGAUGUCGAUCCUCCUGCUGAAGCAGCUGGUGACGCUGGACGGCGGGGAGUCGUGCCUGCAGGACGUGCACUUGGCCGGUCUGGAGCAGGCUCGGGAAGAGAGCAGCCUCCUGCUCAGGAACUUCUACAAGAGUGAAGAGAUCUUUCUGGACAUGUUUGAGGACGAGUUUCAGGAGAUGAAGAAGAAGCCCCUGAAUGUAGAGUACCUGAUGAUGGACGCCAACCUCCUGCUGCCCCCCAUGGGUACCCCCAUGACGGGCAUCGAGUUCCACAAGCGGCUGCCCUGUGGGGAGGUGGAGAGGGCACGCAGGGCCAUCCGUGUCUUCCUGCUCCUGAGGGAGCUCUCCCUGGCCCUGACCAAUGAGAAGGAGACUCAGCUUCCCCUCACCAACCUGGCCAGCUGCGUCAAGGUGGACGACGUCCUUGACCUAAACAACAGUGACCUGAUUGCCUGCACGGUGGUGGUGAGCAAGGAGUCCCAGAAAAUUCGCCGCUUCAUGGUGAUUGACGUGGCGCAGCUGGUCCUCGUGGAGCCGGACUCCAAGCGGCUGGGCUGGGGAGUGGCCAAGUUCGUCGGGUUUCUGCAGGACAUAGAGGUGACGGGCGACAAGGAAGACAGCCGGUGCCUGCACAUAACGGUGCACGGCCGCGGCGCCACGGGUGGCUCCGUGGCAAGCGGCGCCGCGGGUCGCGGCGUACCACUGCUGGCGGCGCGGUUCUUGUUCGACGACCACAUCCGGUGCAUGGCGGCCAAGCAGCGGCUGAACAAGGGCCGGUUGAGGGCGCGCCAGCGCAAGAUGCACCACAUCGCCAGGCUGCUGGACAUGCCCCUGCCGCAGACCUGCCCGCCGGCAUCGCCGCUGAGGCACCACCAUGCUCACCUGGCGGUGGGCAGGGCACCCUCUACAGUGUCCGCGGCAAGCGGCACCACGGCGGGCUUGAUGCACCGGAGCCAGUCUCAGGACACUGGCCUCCGUGGACGCAAGGCGGCGGUGGCAGCAGCGGGAGGUGGCUGCCCCGCGGCACCGCACCAGCCGUACCGGCCCCUCUUCACCACUUCGACCAAGCUGCCGGGAUUCGCGGAAGCCCGCACGGGACAUCGGGGAAGUGCGGGGGACAUCGAGGAACGCAGGCGGAGGCGUUCCGGAAGCAGCCCUGUGGGGGGGCGCAACCGCUCGGCGUCUCGGUCGAGAGAGUCGUCCCCCCGCCUUAGCCACCGGCCGAGGGACCAGUCGGAGGAGAUUCCCCUGGAGGACCUCUCGCGGCGGGGCGCCGGAUGCCAGGUGGCCCCCUCCCCGUGCGGGCAGGAGAUGCUGGUGACUCAGGGCUGCGGAGAGAGUCCCCACGGUAGCCCCCUCCGACUGGUUACAUCUCGCUCCGAGACCUCGAGUCCGAUGGACCAGCAGUCUGCGACCCCCGAGUGUCCGGCGGGCGAUGCCAUCUGCGACGGCCCAGCCGUGGUCUCUUCCCUUCUGGGCCCGCCCUCUGGAUCGACGCGUCUGGAAGUGCCUGUGCUCCUGCCCCCCUGUGAGGGGUCGGUCAACUUGUUGCCUUCGCCUCCCAGCGACCUGGGGGAGAGUCCAACGGGGGAGUGCCAGAAGCCGUGCUGCAUGAGCGAGACGUCCUUUUCCGAGGAGUCUAGCAACGAGGCCCGCAGCAACGGAGAGCUCAAGCCUCCCGUGAGGUCGCCCUCCGAGGUCGAGCUCUGCCUGAACGAGGGAGAUGACCAGUUCGACGAGGAGUCCCUCAAUGUCGGCGGAUGUGCCGCUGCGCCCAAGCCAAAAGGUGCCGUGCACACGGUCUGAAGCGAAGACCGGCGGUGGCGUUGCGCCGUCGCACGACCUCGACUUGCGGAAGGAGUGGUGCAGCAUUCGACAGGUCGCCGAGUUGCACGGCAGCGUCGGGGCGCUGAUCGAGUUGCACGGCGACAACGUUGUGGCACCGGUCGGGAUGUGGGACUACGGUGUUGCGAUGUCAGUCAAGUUGGGUCGUGCAACGAGGGUUGCGGCGUCAAUCGAGUUGCACAUUAACGGCGAUGCGGCGUUAGUCAAGUUGCGCAACGAGUGUUGCCGUGUCUGUAGAGCCUCGCGACUUAGCAGCAUUGGUCGAGUUGCGCAACAACGGUGCUGCGGCGUCGGGCACGUUGUGAAACAAGUGGUUGAGUUGAGCAACAGCAAUUUUGCGAUGUCACUAGAGCAAUGCCGUGGCUACAGGCUAUUGUCGUGACACUGACGGAGGAAAUUAGCAGUGGCAUUGCGAUGUUGUCGAGACGACGCUGCCACAGUACCACUGCAGUGCUGCUCAACAAAAGGAGCAAUAGCGUCAUCGGCAAUGUAGAGUACACUGACAAUGUUAGUGCGCCUUGCGCAAAGCUGCAGUGUUGGUCACGCAUGGCACUGGUACUGUUGCAGCGUCAAUCAAGCGUAGCAACGGAAAGGUUGUAGACUGGUUUGUGAAGGUGUAGCAAAAGUGUUGUGUCAUGAGUGGGUUGCGGUCGCCGAGUGUUUAUGGAAGUCGUCGUCAGGUCGCACUGGUAGACUUUUUAACAUAACUUUAGAAUAGUGCAGAGAAUGCAGUGGUUAGAAGUACUGACAACGUAACUAAAAAAAUCUGUAAAGCGUCGGGAGUCGCGACACUAGUUUCCUCCCGUUGACUAGAAUCGAUGGUCGUUGCGGUUCUUGCGUUGUGAAGCACGACUGGAUGUUCGCAAACAGCCUUCGCUCGUUUUAAUGUCUGGCACACAGCUGGAAUCCAGCCUUCCUAUCUAUAGCGCUUCGGUGGCACGUUGGAAAUAAACUUCCAAGGCGACCUCUGGGAGCCGGCCGGAGUUUUGGGUGUUCGUAACCCACAGGCAAAGUGUAGUCGGAAGUGGCCCGACGUCACCCUAGGAUCCUUUUUUCUCGAUGGCACAUUUUCUUUUGCCACAUUUGUACACUCCGGCAGCGUUCGUACGCUUGCAAUGUCCACACAGGUGACGGUAGUACAAAUCGACGAGAGCUCUAGUAGCGUCCAGCGAGUUUUUGUCGGUGGACGUUUGUUUUUAUUACAUCACUCUUGCACUGCUCACGACGAUGUUUGUUGAGCAUCCACCUGAGAUUGUGUCCUUUCUUAAGGUGCACAAGAGUUGGUGGUCGUAACCCCACGUAAACGUGCACACCAGCCAAAAAUGUCACGGCGUAGAAGCACGAACCUGACGUCUGGAAGAAGUCGGCAAUUGGAAAGUGAGAGUAAUAGUGCCAAGUAUGCACAGUGUAACCUCAACGACCUUGAAUUGACGUGUUCUACCAAAACCGCUCCGUAGUCUAGGUUCCAAAUCGUACACGAGUGUGUGUGAUUAUUGAUUGCAUAAUUAACCAACACAAGUGGGCAGCGAAGGAGGUGCACUAAGUUAGAUCCUCUUUUUGUUAGCGUACUUAAGUAAAAAGCGCUGUUUGAUCUGUGCUACAAUAUUUGCUGUUCUGGCAUGUAUCGUCGUUGGGAAGCAAACAAAUGCUUAUAACCUUCUUUUUUUUUGCAUUAGCAUGGAAUUAUUGGGUGAAAAGUGGAUUAAACUUCUGUUGUGGGUUGUCUCCAAAUAUUUCUCAAUGUUAGACUUCCCCUUCCAGUGAGAUUUUGCCAUAUAUUUAUUUUCAUACUAAGCGGCCAGGGUUCUUUGGGCUCUCCUUGGCUUAGCUUUUUUUUUUUGUGGUUUCAUGUUUUGAGAAUUUUUUUAUGUUUGCAUGUUCCGAAUUGGGGGG